GGCUCCACAGGAGGAAAGAGGGAAAUGAGGUGACUGUCCCUUUAAGAGGCAACUCAGCCAGUGCAUGCUGCUUUUAUUACUUAUCGGUGCACCUCCUCUCCAUCACCAGGCUGUGGACCGGACGCAAACACCUACAAGUCUAAGUAGCAUGGACAGUCUCUGUAGUCAGCUGAUGGAUCCAGUGUGACCACUUCCUCUCCUCCUGCUGGCCUUUCCUACACCAUCACCAUGGCAACCUGCCCGAGAGGCUGUGCGCCGGCUGUGCGCCUGUGUCAGAAGCUAAACCGACUUAAGACUCUGGAUGGUGACAUGAUGGCCACGUCUCUCAAACGCUGUCUCUCCACCUUGGACCUGACUCUGAUGGGCGUGGGCGGCAUGGUGGGCUCUGGGCUCUACGUCUUGACCGGAACGGUGGCCAAAGACACGGCAGGCCCGGCUGUCAUCAUAUCGUUCAUUUUUGCGGGAAUUGCUUCGCUGCUGGCCGCCUUUUGCUAUGCCGAGUUUGGAGCGAGCAUUCCCAAAACGGGAUCUGCCUAUAUGUUUACGUAUGUCUCUGUCGGGGAGCUCUGGGCCUUUCUCAUUGGAUGGAAUGUGAUUCUGGAAAAUAUGAUUGGCGGUGCUGCUGUGGCACGUGCCUGGAGCGGUUAUCUAGACUCCAUUUUUAACCAUGCUAUCCAGAACUUCACAGAAACGCACAUCAUGCAGUGGCACGUCCCCUUCCUUGCCCAUUACCCUGACUUACUUGCUGCAGGAAUUCUAGUAGUUGCCUCAGUCUUUAUUUCCUUUGGAGUUCAAGUGUCCUCAUACCUGAACCACAUCUUCUCCUCCAUUAGCAUGGGUGUCAUUGUUUUCAUCCUCGUCUUUGGAUUUGUGCUUGCCGAACCAGCCAACUGGAGCCAGGAGCAAGGAGGUUUUGCACCGUUUGGGGUUUCUGGAAUCCUGGCAGGGUCAGCUACUUGCUUUUAUGCUUUUGUGGGCUUUGAUGUGAUCGCUUCCUCCAGCGAGGAGGCAAAGAAUCCACAGAAGGCCGUUCCCAUCGCCACUGCUAUCUCCCUUGGACUGGCAGCAACAGCCUACAUCCUUGUCUCCGCAGUCCUUACUCUCAUGGUACCCUGGCGUACCCUUGACCCCAACUCUGCCCUGGCAGAUGCUUUUUUCCGCCGCGGCUACAGUUGGGCUGGCAUCGUUGUGGCUGUUGGCUCCAUUUGUGCGAUGAACACUGUGCUGCUUUGUAACCUCUUCUCCCUCCCUCGGAUUGUUUACGCCAUGGCAGAAGACGGGUUGUUCUUUUCCAUUUUUGCAAGAGUAAAUCCUCUCACCAAAGUUCCCGUCAACGCCAUUCUGGUGUUUGGAAUCCUCAUGGCCACCAUGGCUCUGAUAUUCGACCUGGAAGCCUUGGUGCAGUUCCUGUCCAUUGGCACUCUCCUGGCAUACACCUUUGUGGCGGCGAGCGUUAUUGUGCUGCGCUUCCAGCCGGAGAAGACCCCCUCCAAGGACACAACUUCUACAUCUCCCAACCCCAACGCCGCAGCGUCCCCUGCCCCCUUAGAGUCUCAAGCUAUAAGCGAGGACAGCGACGAGCCCAAACAAUACGAGUCGCUGUCGGAUAAAAUCCAGCUGGUGGAGAGGCAGGUGAGCAGAGAGCGGCGUGGCGUAGGGCAGCUGAGAGCCUCCUGGGAACCGUACCUGGACAGGCUGGUGGGAGACUGUGAGCCAGGUGAAGUGGUGGCCUUCUGCGUGAUGACGCUUAUCGUGAGCUCUGUGUCCCUCUGUGCUGUCCUGGAAUUUGGAACCAAUCAGCUGCAGCUGCCAAUCUGGAGCUUCGCAAUGUUAUUGGUGAUUUUUAGCUUGGCGCUAAUUCUUAGCCUUGCUCUCAUUUGGGUUCACGAGCCACGAAAAAACACCACAACAUUUCAGGUACCUCUGGUUCCUCUGACUCCAGGUGCCAGCAUCCUCAUUAACAUAUUCCUCAUGAUGAAGCUCAGCCUUUUGACCUGGAUUCGUUUCACAGUGUGGAUUGCCGUAGGCCUCUUUGUGUAUUUUGGCUAUGGGAUCUGGCACAGCAAGGAAGGAAAGCGGGAGCUGCAGCCCAAAGAUAUGGCCGCUCGCUACGUGGUGCUACCCAGCGGCAGCCUGGUGGAGACCGUCCAGUCCGUCCAGCCCGACGGUCAGGUGGACACCUCAGGACACCUCGUCAGCUCCGCCCCUGCAGCGGAGGAGUGCGCCGAGAAGAGAUGAUGUGUGACCAAUGAUAGUCGGAAUUGAAACUGCCUGAUCUUUCUCUCACUCAUACUGUAUUUCCACUCUCUAAAGCUCACUCCCUUUAGUAUUCAACAGUCCGUCUUGUUGCUCGUUAGAAAAUCGGCAUCACCGGAUGCACUCUGUCUUAUUGUGAAGCACAUUUAUAUACGUUCUCAUAUUUAUAUUAGAGAGCUUUCUUACUGCCCUGUAGAGUUCAAGCAUCAAAGUUGUGUUUUAUCCUUCACAAUCAGCUUUUUCUGUGCAACAUUGCCAGUUUUUGGUUAUAUGUGGUGCUUUAUUUGUUAAAAAUCUUUCUUACACUUACAACAAAUCAACUUUUAUUUUGUUAGUCAAGAAGAGGAGAACAGCUUAUAAUAUUUAGGAUUUUUAAGCAAAGUAUUGUCUUAUUUUUUAUGUAAGGCCUGUUCUGCACAAAGUUGAUAAAGUUUGUGUAAUUACGCAUACUCCUCCCCAAUUCCCAGAACUCUCAGAUGAACCUUUCUACUCAUUUAUAUAAUCUUUGACUAUUUAACAUAAAAGUUAUUUUUCUAUUUUUGCUGUUUAUGUUGAAGUCCUGCAUUAUUGUUGUUUUUCUCCUAAAUAGUUUUUGUUGUGUCAACAUUUCUUUGGUUUUAAGUUUUACCGGUCUUUUGUGUAACAUUAACUUUUUUUUUUUUUAAUUUAUAAUCCUUUAAUCUCAUCUCAUGACCCUGCUUUUUUGGUAUCUUGAGCUCUCGAUUUAGUUUUUUUCACACACAUCCUUUAACUGCAAUCCUCUCCAUCCUGUCGGCAUGAGAUUAUUUACAAAGCACAUCUAUCAUAGAGAUCAUAGGAUAUUUUUUCUGAAGCAGAUUGAGAAAACAUAUAUAUAAGGCAAGCACAAAACUUUUGAGUUUUGAUAAUUUAAAGAAAAAAAGUGUUUCGGCAGAACAGUGAUAAUGACUUAUAACCCAGAAUGGGAGUUGUCUUUUGGGGGCCUCCCUAAUCCCAGCAGAUUUACUGCAGUCCCUGUCACCAGCCUGCCAUUUGACCUGGAUUAGUAAAAGCCACAUGUCACAUAAUGUGAGAAAAACAUUCCCUUUGUCUACACGUGUGUAGAUAAAUAAGUAAAAUUAUGCUUUUUAGAUGAACAAUAAAUGUCCCUUCCGUUGAUUUGCGUGUGUUCUGCAUGCUAGACUAGAAACCAAUGGCCUUAAACAUCUUGUUCUCAUUACUGGUCCUGCUGUUUUCAUUUAUUUGCCUGCUGGAUUAAGGGAAAACUAACCAUGCUUCAUUAUAAAACCAAAUACAAUCCUAACACUGAAGAGAAUGUACGCCUCAUUGUUAAAAAAUGGGUACCAUUGAAGAGAAUUUUUGUAUAUCUUUGACAAAAUUGUGCAAUACCUUGAUUUGUCAGUUAUUUAUGCUUUUCUGAUGUCAGGGCCAGUGUCAGUGAUUUAUACUGUGGUGCUUUUUUAAGCAGAACAUUCUCUCAGCUCUUUACGUCAUUCUUUUGUCUGCACAGACAUCGUUGAUGAGAUACUUUUCCUACUUCUGACGUGUAAUUGCACAUCAAAAUUUCAAGUCUUUUUGUGACAUGUCCAUGUAAAAAUGCAAAAGCCUGAAAAUAAAUGUUUUGAAGCAGCA
Molecule: messenger RNA, 3867 nt
Organism: Oryzias melastigma (Indian medaka)
Lineage: Eukaryota; Metazoa; Chordata; Actinopteri; Beloniformes; Adrianichthyidae
Gene: slc7a4
Product: solute carrier family 7 member 4
Exons: 5
Coding region: 229-2238 (669 amino acids)
Biological process (GO): transmembrane transport; amino acid transport
Cellular component (GO): plasma membrane
Molecular function (GO): amino acid transmembrane transporter activity
Source: RefSeq, a predicted model, not a curated record